Messenger RNA from Seminavis robusta, 273 nucleotides. Lineage: Eukaryota; Bacillariophyta; Bacillariophyceae; Naviculales; Naviculaceae. The record is from the annotation of a GenBank genome assembly.
AUGCCGACGAUUCGAGUCCUGCUGUUUGCUGCAGCACGAGAAGCGGCUGGAAACGUCCCUUCUGUGGACGUUGAUCUGCAAGAAGGAUCCGCCGACACGGCGGUGCUAAGUAGAUCUUCGCUGGCAGAAAAGUAUCCCAAGCUCGCACCGCUUGUCUCCAACGAAGAAUAUAUCACCCUUGCCUUGAACGAAGAAUACGUGCCUAAAGGAUCCGUUCUCCCCUUGAAAGCUGGAGACGUUGUCGCUCUCAUCCCGCCCAUCAGUGGGGGUUAG